Molecule: messenger RNA, 1534 nt
Organism: Erigeron canadensis
Lineage: Eukaryota; Viridiplantae; Streptophyta; Magnoliopsida; Asterales; Asteraceae
Product: protein JINGUBANG-like
Exons: 1
Coding region: 1-1329 (442 amino acids)
Molecular function (GO): protein binding
Source: RefSeq, a predicted model, not a curated record
AUGAAAUUCCGGUCACUUAUCUCCACAUGCUCCGCCACCAUUUGCACCGCCACCGACGACGACACCAUCACCAGCACACAAAAAUCUCACCCUUUACAACCUAAACUAUUUUUCUCGGACACAAGUAGUAGUCCAUCACUCGACACGAGUUAUAGCCACAGCUACAGCUCCAGUCUGAAUAGCAAUCUCUCACUCCAAACCUUACCUUCGGUCCCAUCUUUACAAAAGCUAUCACCCGAAACUCUCAACCUCGUUAUCUCACACAACUACUUAACCUCCAUCAAACCCACACCAACCGCACAUGUUAACUUCCUAGCCGUACACAACCACCGCUUGUACGCGGCCUCUGGCAACCUAAUUCAUGUAUUCGACACGAAUAUGUUUGUGCUACUAGAUGUUUUCAGUGUCAACGAUUUGUCUUCGGGUUCUAUUAAGUCUGUCAUGUUUCACAAUGGGAAUGUUUUCACAUCUCAUCAAGAUAGUAAGAUCCGUGUAUGGAAGUUAACCGAAAACAAACGACAUAAACAUGCGGCCACGUUACCUACGUUAGAAGACAGGUUGUUAAGGUCUGUUUUGAGUAAGAACUAUGUGAAUGUAAGGCGACAUAGAAGAAGGCUGUGGAUUGAGCAUCAUGAUGCUGUUUCUGGCUUGGCCGCGGUUAAUGAUCAAUUCAUGUGCUCGGUUUCGUGGGAUAAGUAUUUGAAGAUUUGGAAAACGUCGAAUUUUCGUUGUGUUGAGAGUAUUAAAGCGCAUGAUGAUGCUAUUAACACGGUUGUGGUGGCGGUUGAUGGGACCAUUUACACUGGAUCGGCUGAUCGGAGGAUUAAGGUUUGGGGAAAACCGGUUGGUGAGAUGAAACAUGGACUGAUUGCUACUUUGGAGAAGCACAAAUCGGCUGUGAACGCACUUGCAAUAAACAAGGACGGAUCGGUUUUGUUUUCGGGUGCUUGUGAUCGGUCGAUUUUGGUUUGGGAGAAAGAGGAUAGCGCAAACCAUAUGGCUGUGGCGGGAGCGUUGCGGGGUCAUUCUAAGGCGAUACUUUGCUUGAUAAACGUGUCAAAUUUGUUGUUUAGUGGGUCAGCUGAUCGGACCGUCAGGAUCUGGCAACGAGGGCCAGAAGGGAAGUUUUGUUGUUUGACUGUAUUGGAUGGGCAUAGACAACCCGUCCGAUCAUUAGUGGCGGAUUCUGAUUCAUAUGAAUCAGAAUCUGCUUCCACAAUUAUAAAAGUUUUUAGUGGAAGCUUCCAAGGAGAAAUUAAGAUAUGGAAGGUCGUGAUUUCGAACAUUGCUAGUCCCAUGUCGAGGCAUGUGCACAAACUAAAAUUAUGAUCAAACAAUGUUUGAUCUGGUUAUCAACUUUCGUGAUAUUAAUUAAAAAUUAUCAUAUUGUCUAAAUACGAAUUUUUUUUCAGAAUAGCUCAUGUUACAUAGUAGGAAGUGAAGAUGAAAAACAUUGUGAAGGAAAGCAUAUGAAGUUUAGUGAUCCAUGCAUGUACACAAAUCAAGUUCUAAAUAUUAUUAUUACUAAUUAAUA